Messenger RNA from Trypanosoma grayi, 801 nucleotides. RefSeq lists its product as hypothetical. The transcript has a single exon. The record is from RefSeq and is a predicted model, not a curated record. Bases 1 to 801 code for a protein of 266 amino acids. NCBI's taxonomy places the organism in Eukaryota, Euglenozoa, Kinetoplastea, Trypanosomatida, Trypanosomatidae.
AUGCCACAAGCUCUACCUCGUACAUUAGAGGCAGGAAAGAAAAGAUGCCCAAAGUGGGACGAUGUGACGCCCAGUAGCGGUGCUGCUGCUGUUGUUGUUCCUCGCGUCCAUCACAUUCCUCACCGUCCUCGUAGCUGCUUCGAGGGAAGCCGCGUCAGCAGGGCUCUCUUCACACUGUGGUGCAGGCUGCUUGAAAGCUACCAGUCCGCCGCCUAUGACGACGCGUGUCCCUUUCUUGUCGGCCACCAGCACUCGCCGAGGGCAAGUGCCGGUGCUGCGUGGGGGGCAGCCGACGAUGCGCGGUGGCAAAGCAUGUUUGGACCGCGUGCCUCCGCAGAGGCCUUGAUAUUUCAUCUAUAUUACGGCUUCAUCGACGUGGACACCGCUGGGUGGGUGAUUGCAUUCUGCAUCAUCGACAAUCUGCAGCUGCAGCACAUUGUCCGCAAAAAAAUGCAGCAGCUUGCCGGUUCGGCGGGAGAUUUGCCUUUCCUCUUUCAUCUCGGCAAUAGCUGGCGGAACCUCUUCGUUGCGUACUGCUUAGCGCUGAAGUGGCACCUUGACUACAACAUCACCAUUAAUGACGUGGUGAAUUUACUCCCACACACGUCACAGAAUCGCCCGUACCUGUGCAUGACAUGUGCGAUGACGGAGCGGCAGAUGCUGCAUCACCUGGACUACAAUGUCACGGUUCGUCCGGGGCAAUUGCUGCAGCUAUUGGACAACUUUCUCAUGUUCGAUGAGCGGGAGUGUGUCAUGGAGGCCCUUGUCAGCGGCUGUGCGCCGAGGUGCUGCGUUUUUUAG